CACGUGACAUUGCUGCAGACGACGCUCGACGAAAACAAGUCUUGUUUCACACUCUUUUUUUAUUCAAACCUGUGCAGUUGGAGUAAAAAUGUACUAAAUCGGUAGGGAAGAUUACUGUAAGAACAUUCAUAGAGAUUGUCAACUGAUUAUUGCAGUUGUACAAAAAAAGAAUGCAAACACAGAAAGAACCUUUCUUUAAACCACUAAGAAACGAUCACCAAAGCCAAGAGAAAACAAGACAGAGUAAAAAUGUCAGUUUAAGACAGACCGAGGACCUUGCAGUGAAUUCAGAGAGGCUCACAUCAUUGCAUGCCAAGUUGCACCAGGAGGCAGAUCGCAUCAGGCAAUGGAAAUACCAAACAGAAAAUGACCUCAAGCAAAAGGACAGGAAAAUUCAGGAGACAUCACAGACUAUUGAUACCUUGCGGAAGUCGCUUUUGGAGCUCCAGCUGCAGAAUGAGAGCCUCAGCAUGACUCUGCAGGAAGAAACAAGCAACAGGGAGGACAUUGUUCAAAGGGUGACAGCCACAAGACAGAUGUGUGCUGUUCUUAAGGAUCAUCUGACGAGAGCUGAAAACAGAAUUGUUAGCUGUGAAUCAGAAAAGAAAGAAAUACAAAAGAUGGAAGCUGACCACAAGUCAAUCUGUGAAGGUUUGACUGAGAAAUUCCAGCAACUGAAGUUUACUUCUAGAGAAGAAUGCAAUAAGCUCAACAAACAAUUGCAUCUUGCUCGCCAAGAGUCAACUGACCUGAAGGAGGAACUGAAGCGUCAGUCGGUCGAAGCAGAGGAACAGCUGAAACAUCUUCAAGAAAAGCUUGAUGAGAAGAACAUUGAGAUUAGAGACAUCAGGACACAGAUCCACAAAAACAAUGAGAAAAUUCACAGCCAAGAAAAGACUAUUGAUUCACUUAAAAAUAGCUUACAACAGUUGGAAAAAGACUUGCAGGCAUCAAAAGAAAAAAAUGAAAUGCUUUUUGGAGAAAUCAGUGAUUUAAAGAGCAACCAGACAGAGGUUGCAGAGAAGCUAACAUGCCGUGAAGGGGAGAUUACUGAGCUGACCUCAAGGAACUCGAGCCUGCAGGCAGAGUUGGAGACAAAAACCAAGCAGCAUGCUGACGAGCUGCAGGCCUUGCACAGAGAGUUGGAGCAGAACAAGGCACAGCUCAACUCUAAACAUAACAAAGUUCUGUUCCUGGAGAUAGAUUUAGAGAAGGCCAGGUCAGUUCUGGAGGAGGUCAAGAGUUCUAAAGAUAUGUUGAUCAUUGAGAAGGCAGAGUUGGAAAAUCGCCUCAAGGAGCUUGAAAUGCAAAAUGCUCAGCUGUUGGCCCAACAUCAGCAGAACUGUGAAGUGAUUCACCAGAUGAGCGGGUCUAUCUCUGAGCUGGAGAACCAACUGACAGCCAGUCAGCAAGAGGGCGCUUCUCUUAUGCAUCAGCUGAGUGAAAUCCAACGGCAGCUGUGUAGCAUGCAGGCUGAGAAGUGUCAGCUGGGAGAGAGAAUGAGGCUUUAUGAGUCCGAUGUACUCGCAAAACAGACUGGUAUCCUGGACCUGGAGAAGGAGCUGGCAGAGAAAGCCUCACACAUUGUCGGCCUCCUAGAGCAGAUUGACAUGCUCCAGGUGCAAUUGGCUUCAGAACAACAAAACCAUCAGCAUUCAAAAUCAGCUCUAAAUCUGACGCAGACUGAGCUGGGAGAGUGUAAACAAGACUUAAAUUGUAAAACAAAGAACAUCAGUAAACUGGAACAAGAUGUCCAGAAACUGACGAGAGACAACAUGAAGCGGUCCGAAGAAUUAGAAGCAAGCAAAAAUAUUGAAAGAGAUUUAAGGCAUUAUAGUUUUUAUUCUUUUUCCCAAUAUUUGUAAACAAAUUUAUGUGACUUCUAAUCAUUUUUUGCUGUUUGUUUUGUGAUU
This is a messenger RNA of Dreissena polymorpha, 1913 nucleotides long. Its product is annotated as synaptonemal complex protein 1-like. Gene Ontology annotation, biological process: lateral element assembly; synaptonemal complex assembly; meiotic DNA repair synthesis. Lineage: Eukaryota; Metazoa; Mollusca; Bivalvia; Myida; Dreissenidae. The coding region runs from base 171 to 1865 and encodes 564 amino acids. Gene Ontology annotation, molecular function: double-stranded DNA binding. The record is from RefSeq and is a predicted model, not a curated record. Gene Ontology annotation, cellular component: synaptonemal complex; central element; transverse filament. The transcript is spliced from 20 exons.